Molecule: messenger RNA, 1219 nt
Organism: Neopelma chrysocephalum (saffron-crested tyrant-manakin)
Lineage: Eukaryota; Metazoa; Chordata; Aves; Passeriformes; Pipridae
Gene: OLFM2
Product: olfactomedin 2
Exons: 5
Biological process (GO): signal transduction
Source: RefSeq, a predicted model, not a curated record
AUCCCUGAGGAACGGGAAACCCCUUCCCGGUGUUUUGUAUUCCCAGACCCUUUUCCAGAGCCCGGACGAGGGUUGGCAGGUUUUCACCUCGGCCCAGGCUCCCGACGGGAAGUGUCUCUGCACCGCCGUCAUUCCCGUCCAAGGAUCCUGCUCCCGGGAUCUGCGCAGCCACCAGCUCCGGCUCCUCAUGGAAAAGGUGCAGAACAUCUCCCAGUCCAUGGAAGUCCUGGAUCUCCGGACGUUCCGGGACCUUCAGUACGUGCGGAACACGGAGACGCUGCUGCGGGGCCUGGACUCGGAGCUGCGCGGGGCCACUGAGGGGCAGAGGACGCUCAGCGCCCGCACAUUCCAGGAGCUGAAGCAGCGGAUGUCGGAGCUGCUCCCGCUGAUCCCGGUGUUGGAGCAGUACCGCUCGGACUCGCGGCUCAUCGUGCACCUGAAGGGGGAGGUUCGGAACCUCUCCGGGUCCCUCCUCUCCAUCCAGGAGGAAAUGGGAGCCUUCGACUACGAGGAGCUGCAGCAGCGGCUGCUCCUGCUCGAGGCCCGGCUGCACGCCUGCAUCCAGAGGCUGGGCUGUGGGAAGCUGACCGGGGUCAGCAACCCCAUCACCAUCCGGGCCUCGGGAUCCCGCUUCGGCUCCUGGAUGACGGACACGAUGAGCCCCAGCUCCGACAGCAGGGUGUGGUACAUGGACGGCUACUACAAGGGCCGCCGGGUGCUGGAGUUCCGCUCUCUGGAGGAUUUCGUGGCGGGGCAGAACUUCGUGCAGCACCUCCUUCCCCACCCCUGGGCGGGCACGGGGCACGUGGUGUUCAACGGCUCCCUCUUCUACAACAAGUACCAGAGCAACGUGGCCGUCAAGUACCACUUCGGCUCCCGCAGCGUCCUGGUGCAGCGCAGCCUCGCCGGCGCCGGCUACAACAACACCUUCCCCUACUCCUGGGGCGGCUUCUCCGACAUCGACUUCAUGGUGGACGAGGGGGGGCUGUGGGCCGUCUACACCACCAACCAGAACGCCGGGAACAUCGUGCUGAGCCGGCUGGACCCGCAGAGCCUGCGGGUGCUGCGCAGCUGGGACACGGGGUACCCCAAGCGCAGCGCCGGCGAGUCCUUCCUCAUCUGCGGGACCCUCUACGUCACCAACUCCCACCUGGCCGGCGCCAAGAUCUACUUCGCCUACGACACCAACAGCUCCAGCUACGAGUACACGGACAUCCCC